CCCGGUGACCUUCAGGGCCCGGGCGACGGGCGUAGGCCCCGGCGUUGGCGGCGGCGGCGGCGCGAUGUUCGUGCAGGAGGAGAAGAUCUUCGCGGGCAAGGUGCUGCGGCUGCACAUCUGCGCGUCCGACGGCUCCGAGUGGCUGGAGGAGGCGACCGAGGACACCUUGGUGGAGAAGCUCAAGGAGCGCUGCCUCAAGCACUGUGCUCAUGGGAGCUUAGAAGACCCCAAAAGCGUCACCCAUCACAAAUUAAUCCAUGCUGCUUCAGAGAGAGUGCUGAGUGAUACCAAAACAAUCUUGGAAGAGAACAUCCAGGACGAAGAUGUCUUGCUGUUGAUAAAGAGGCGUGUUCCAGCUCCGCCCCCUAAGAUGGCUGAUGUCUCAGCAGAGGAAAAGAAAAAACAAGAGCAGAAAGCCCCGGAUAGAGAUGCUAUAUUUCGCGCCACUGCCAACCUGCCCUCCUACAACAUGGACCGGGCUGUGGUCCAGACCAACAUGCGAGAUUUCCAGACAGAGCUCCGGAAGAUCCUGGUGUCUCUCAUCGAGGUGGCUCAGAAGCUGCUGGCACUGAACCCGGACGCGGUUGAGUUAUUUAAGAAGGCCAACGCCAUGCUGGACGAGGACGAGGACGAGCGCGUGGACGAGGUGGCUCUGCGGCAGCUCACGGAGAUGGGCUUUCCCGAGAGCAGAGCUGCCAAGGCCCUGCGGCUGAACCACAUGUCGGUGCCUCAGGCCAUGGAGUGGUUAAUCGAGCACGCAGAAGACCCCACCAUUGACACACCUCUUCCAGGCCCAGCCGAACAGGGAGAAGCGGGUGCUGAGGCCUCAGCUGCUGCUGGGACUAGCGCGGAGGAUGAGGAAGCCAGAGACGAGCUGACAGAAAUCUUUAAGAAGAUCCGGAGGAAAAGGGAGUUUCGCCCUGACGCUCGGGCCGUCAUCUCCCUGAUGGAAAUGGGAUUCGACGAACAGGAGGUGAUGGACGCCCUGAGAGUGAACAACAACCAGCAGAACGCGGCCUGCGAGUGGCUGCUGGGAGACCGAAAGCCCUCUCCCGAGGAGCUGGACAAGGGCAUCGACCCCGAGAGCCCUCUCUUCCAGGCCAUCCUGGAUAACCCAGUUGUGCAGCUGGGCCUGACCAACCCGAAAACGUUACUAGCGUUUGAAGACAUGCUGGAGAACCCACUCAACAGCACCCAGUGGAUGAAUGACCCGGAGACUGGGCCGGUCAUGCUGCAGAUCUCGCGCAUCUUCCAGACCCUGAACCGCACGUAGGCCGUUCUGCCCCGCUGCCGCUCCCGCAGCCUGCCUGGGGGUGGGCCAGGGUCCACCAGGCCCUCUUCUUCCUUCCAGCCAAGCUGCGGGAGGAGCGGGCGGACCCCAAGUCUGUGGGGCUGAGGAGGGCCAGGCCAGAGGGGACCCCCCCCCCAGGUUGUCAGGUGCCGGUUCUCAUGCUUUGAUCUUCCUGCUGAAACCCCUGGUGGCCGCGUGCUCGGCCCGGCUCCAGCCUCCGACAGUGUUUACAGACGCGCGGUCGUCACACCCGCCAGGGGUCACCUCCCUCCAAGUGUCCUUUCGGGCUCUUGAAAGGCUACUUGAAUUGACCCAUAGGCGCUGCUUGUAGAGUCCGCUUGUUACGAAAGAAGGCAUGUUUCCAUCCAAACUGUUAAUGUCAAAGGCACUAACUUAAGUAGAAGAUACACAGAUGACUUUUCUUUAAUAAACUCCCCUUUUCCAAU
This is a messenger RNA of Vicugna pacos (alpaca), 1737 nucleotides long. It is a transcript of the gene UBAC1, whose product is annotated as UBA domain containing 1. Gene Ontology annotation, cellular component: ubiquitin ligase complex. Gene Ontology annotation, molecular function: protein binding. The record is from RefSeq and is a predicted model, not a curated record. Lineage: Eukaryota; Metazoa; Chordata; Mammalia; Artiodactyla; Camelidae.